Molecule: messenger RNA, 597 nt
Organism: Oikopleura dioica
Lineage: Eukaryota; Metazoa; Chordata; Appendicularia; Copelata; Oikopleuridae
Source: the annotation of a GenBank genome assembly
AUGUCGUCAACGAAGAAACCACAAACGCCACGCGAGCUCUUGGAACUCCGGGAUUGCCUCAACAAGUAUCUGCUCAAGGAUGAAAUUAGUGUCAAUCGAGAGAUGGUUCAAAAAGCUUACAACGCCACCAACAAGAUGAUCCAGCUCUUCAAGGAGAAAUGGGAAAUGGAAGACCUUGAGUACCAGCAAAAAUGCCAAAUCGAAUCUCUUCGAAAGCAGCACAGACAAGUUGCCGAUGUGCGAGAUGGUCUUCAGCGAACUCGAGCAACAAAUGAAAAGACAAUCAAGACUACUGAUUACGAUUUGGAUGAAGCCAUUGAAUAUGGCGAAUGCCUUGACAACAAAAUUGCUCGUUUGACCAAGACCACCAACGAGCUCAACGACAUUAAAAACACCAAGCAGGCUAAAUACGAUGCUGAGAUUGCUGAGCUCACCGCCGAGAAGCAACAAAUCGAAGAUGAACUCAACGCUGACGUUUCUGUCAAGACCGCCGAGAACGACAAGUACAAGAAGGCCAUCAGCGCCGCGAAGAACUCCGUUGGUGGGCUUACCAACGCACUUACUGCUUGCAAGAACACUUUGGAAUCUGCGAUGUAA